This is a messenger RNA of Panicum hallii, 1368 nucleotides long. Its product is annotated as sphingolipid delta(4)-desaturase DES1-like. The coding region runs from base 245 to 1222 and encodes 325 amino acids. The transcript has 2 exons. Gene Ontology annotation, molecular function: sphingolipid delta-4 desaturase activity. NCBI's taxonomy places the organism in Eukaryota, Viridiplantae, Streptophyta, Magnoliopsida, Poales, Poaceae. Gene Ontology annotation, cellular component: membrane. Gene Ontology annotation, biological process: ceramide biosynthetic process. The record is from RefSeq and is a predicted model, not a curated record.
UCCCUGAAAUAGACAAAUCUCCCACCCGCUCCGCCGCUGCACGGCUCCACCCAUAGCCGGGAGGAGUGGGAGAUACUUUCGUCAAGGAUAGCACACAGGAUUCGCGCCGCCCCUGAGCCGCCCGUGGGAAAAGGAGGCGACGAAUCUACCCACCCCGCAUUCGGGCUCGGGCGCCACCCCGUGCCAUUGCCGCUGCGUCCGCGAGCCGCCGCCCGUUCGCGGGGCCAGAGGGAGGGAGGGAGCAAUGGGCGCGGGGAUGGAGGCGGACGAAGGGGUGAUGGCGACGGACUUCUUCUGGUCGUACACGGACGAGCCGCACGCGUCGCGCCGCCGGGAGAUCCUGGCCAAGUACCCGCAGAUCAAGGAGCUCUUCGGCCCGGAUCCGUGGGCCUUCCUCAAGAUUGCUGUGGUUGUUUCGCUUCAGCUGUGGACUGCUACAUUCCUCCGAGAUGCCAGCUGGUUGAAGCUCCUGAUAGUCGCCUACUUCUUCGGCUCCUUCCUGAACCACAACUUGUUCCUUGCUAUCCAUGAGCUGAGCCACAACCUCGCCUUCACAACCCCAUCCCUGAAUCGCUGGCUAGGUAUCUUUGCAAACCUCCCCAUCAGUGUCCCCAUGUCCAUAACAUUCCAAAAGUACCACCUGGAGCACCACCGGUUCCAAGGCGUGGACGGCAUCGACAUGGACAUUCCCAGCCAGGCAGAGGCGCACGCCGUGAAGAACGCCAUCAGCAAGUCCGUGUGGGUGGUGCUCCAGCUCUUCUUCUACGCGCUGAGGCCGCUCUUCCUGAAGCCGAAGCCCCCGGGCCUGUGGGAGUUCACCAACCUCGCCAUCCAGGUCGCGCUGGACGCCGGCCUGGUCUACCUCCACGGCUGGAGGUCGCUGGCCUACCUGAUCCUCUCGACGUUCGUCGGCGGCGGGAUGCACCCCAUGGCGGGCCACUUCAUCUCGGAACACUACGUGUUCAGCCCCGACCAGGAGACCUACUCGUACUACGGCCCCCUGAACCUGAUGACCUGGCACGUGGGGUACCACAACGAGCACCACGACUUCCCGAGGAUCCCCGGCGCCAGGCUGCACAAGGUGAAGGAGAUUGCGCCGGAGUACUACGAGAGCCUGAGGUCGUACAGGUCAUGGAGCCAGGUGAUCUACAUGUACAUCAUGGACCGGACGGUGGGGCCGUUCAGCCGGAUGAAAAGGAAGGCGCCGAAGAAAGAGUCGUAGUUGAUGGACCUCCUGCCUUCGGGUGGAUAUUUUUGUCGUGUAUGAACUCUAGCAGAGAUGUUUCUUUUGGUGUAAACCCGACGAUCCGUUGGAACUGUGUGCUAUCACAAGUUUUGCGAGUAAUUUUUACACGUUCCAGAGGUAUA